GGGGAGAGGGAGAGAGAGAGAACUGGCGAGUGGUGAGCCGGAGCGCGUGCCGCGGCCCCGCCACCUGGGCUCCUGAGCCCCGGGCCAGCCGGACAGUGGACCAUCGCCUUCCUCACCACUAGAGAACGCCUCGGGGCAUUAUUUACCCCGCUCGGGAGAAAGUGUCUGGCCAGGCAUUUCUUCCAGCACGGGCCCAGACUGGUGACCAGACUGGUGACCGCGGUUUGGAGCAGCAGGACCCCCCCCCCCUCCACGCUUCCCGAGAGUGCAGAGUGGACGCGCUCUAACCGCCGUCGGGGACCCGCCGCCUAGGGGGCCACAGCUCGGGCGCCGGGCUGUCCGGGGAGAAAUCAGAGCCCCGAGUCCGCCCGCCCACCCAGAGGUCCGGCUGCUGGAGUUACACACUUUCCCGUGGAUUCCUUCAGGGACCCCCCCCCCUCCUCUGUUCUCAGUGUCCUUGGACUACACAAGCGCGUGUUUGGGGAUGCUGCGAGGGCGGCCGCGCCGGAGUGCGAAGCUUCCUUUGCGUGGUCGGGGCGGCUGCUGAGCGGCGAAGUGGCGUGGACCUCAUGUAGAAAUGACAACAAUGGAAGGGGCCAGCGGGUCGAGUUUUGGAAUAGACACGAUUUUGUCCAGUGCCAGUUCGGGCAGCCCCGGCAUGAUGAAUGGAGAUUUCCGCCCGCUCGGCGAGGCCAGGACCGCGGAUUUUAGGAGUCAGGCCACUCCGUCCCCCUGUUCGGAGAUUGAUACCGUAGGAACGGCGCCUUCUUCUCCCAUCUCAGUCACCAUGGAGCCCCCGGAGACGCAUCUGGUCGCAGAAGGGCCCCAGCAUCACCACCACCUCCACCACAGCCAACCGCCGCCGCCGCCCGCCGCGGCCCCCACGCAAAGUUUGCAGCCUUCUCCCCAACAGCAGCCGCCGCCGCCGCAGCCGCAGCCGCAGCAGCAACCGCCGGCCCAGCAGCUGGGCUCGCCCGCCUCGGCCCCCAGGACUUCCACCUCUUCUUUUUUAAUUAAGGACAUCUUGGGCGACAGCAAACCACUGGCGGCGUGUGCGCCCUACAGCACCAGCGUGUCCUCUCCCCACCACACCCCGAAGCAGGAGAGCAACGCAGCACACGAGAGCUUCAGGCCAAAGCUCGAGCAGGAGGACAGCAAAACCAAACUCGACAAGCGGGAAGAUUCCCAGAGCGACAUCAAAUGCCACGGAACAAAGGAGGAAGGAGACCGGGAGAUUACGAGUAGCCGAGAGAGUCCCCCAGUGAGAGCCAAAAAGCCUCGCAAAGCCAGAACAGCUUUCUCUGACCACCAACUCAAUCAACUGGAGCGUAGCUUUGAGCGGCAGAAAUACCUGAGUGUGCAGGACCGCAUGGACCUGGCAGCUGCGCUCAACCUCACAGACACGCAAGUCAAGACCUGGUACCAGAACCGCAGGACCAAGUGGAAGCGGCAAACCGCGGUGGGCCUGGAGCUGCUGGCCGAGGCGGGGAACUACUCGGCCCUGCAGAGGAUGUUCCCGUCGCCUUAUUUCUACCACCCAAGCCUGCUGGGCAGCGUGGACAGCACCACGGCCGCCGCGGCUGCCGCAGCCAUGUACAGCAGCAUGUACCGGACUCCCCCCGCGCCCCAUCCCCAGCUGCAGCGGCCCCUGGUUCCCCGCGUGCUCAUCCACGGCCUGGGGCCUGGGGGGCAGCCAGCCCUCAACCCCUUGUCCAGCCCCAUCCCAGGCACCCCACACCCCCGGUGAAGAGACAGCGAUCUACCGCGCUGCAGUCCCUUCCCUUCCCGUCCCCACCCCGACCGGCUGGACAGCUGCCCUCCUCGCCCCGCACCAGGCCGCAAGGCCUCUCUUGGGAGCAGGAGCGACCCCGGGAAGCCGAGAAGUAAGAGAAGAAGCCGUUCACCAGUGGGAGGGGGGCCCCCAAAGAGGAACCAGCCCUCUGCUCUCAUCUUCCCAACCCCCAGAAACAGGGCUGGGGAGCUCCCCACAGCAGUGUGACUGGGGAAAACGCCGACCCCACACAAAGUGCGACCAGUAAGUGAAAACAUCAACUAAAACAAAACCUCA
Mustela lutreola (European mink) is the source of this 2068-nucleotide messenger RNA. RefSeq names its product BarH like homeobox 2 (gene BARHL2). The record is from RefSeq and is a predicted model, not a curated record. Lineage: Eukaryota; Metazoa; Chordata; Mammalia; Carnivora; Mustelidae. Gene Ontology annotation, cellular component: nucleus. The coding region runs from base 578 to 1747 and encodes 389 amino acids. The transcript has 4 exons. Gene Ontology annotation, biological process: regulation of transcription by RNA polymerase II. Gene Ontology annotation, molecular function: RNA polymerase II transcription regulatory region sequence-specific DNA binding; DNA-binding transcription factor activity, RNA polymerase II-specific.